UAGUUUAUUAAUACACCACGUGGAAGCUUAUUGUGUAAUUGUGCUAUCUUGGAUUCGAAAAGUGUAAAAUUUAGUAGUGCUGGAAUUUUGUAGGUGUAUUUUGGGGCUGUAGUAGCAUAAUCUCAGUAUGGCAGAAACAGAAAUAGCUUUACUCAGUGUCUCUGAUAAGGAGGGCUUGGUUGAUCUUGCCAGUCGUCUUGCUGCUUUUGGCCUAUCUCUAGUUGCUUCUGGUGGAACUGCCAAGGCUCUCAGGGAUGCUGGACUAACUGUCAGGGAUGUGUCUGACCUUUCAGGUUUCCCAGAACUUUUGGGUGGAAGAGUUAAAACACUUCAUCCUGUAGUACAUGGUGGAAUUCUUGCACGUGAUGUUCCAGAAGAUAAAAUGGAUAUGGACCGACAUGGGUUCAGUCUUGUGAGGGUUGUAGCCUGCAAUUUGUAUCCCUUUGUUAAAACUGUAUCCUCUCCUGGUGUCACAGUUGAAGAGGCAGUGGAACAGAUUGACAUUGGUGGUGUUACACUCCUGCGUGCAGCUGCAAAGAACCAUGCUCGUGUGACAGUAGUUUGUGACCCUGGAGAUUAUAAGAAAAUUUGUGAAGAGAUGGAACAGUCAGAGAAAAAGGACACAACACUAGAAACCAGAAAAAUGUUGGCUUUAAAGGCCUUCACUCACACUGCAGAGUAUGACGAAGCAAUUUCUGACUAUUUUCGAAGGGAGUAUGGCAGAGGAUUGUCUCAGCUUCCUCUAAGAUAUGGCAUGAAUCCCCAUCAGAUUCCAGCUCAGUUGUUCACUAAGAGACCUAAACUUCCAAUUACAGUGAUGAAUGGAUCUCCUGGAUUUAUUAAUCUUUGUGAUGCCCUAAAUGCAUGGCAGCUGGUUCGUGAGUUGAAAACAGCACUAGGCCUGCCUGCAGCUGCCUCUUUCAAACAUGUCAGCCCAGCAGGUGCUGCUGUUGGGAUACCGUUAAGUGAGGAAGAGUCGAAAGUCUGCAUGGUGCAUGAUAUGUAUGGUGAUCUGUCACCCCUGGCAACUGCAUAUGCUAGAGCUAGAGGUGCUGAUAGAAUGUCUUCAUUUGGUGACUUCAUUGCAUUAUCUGACAUUUGUGAUGUUCCUACGGCCAAAAUUAUUUCAAGAGAGGUUUCUGAUGGUAUUGUUGCUCCUGGAUAUGAAGAAGAAGCACUGAAAAUCCUGUCAAAGAAGAAGAACGGCAGUUACUGUGUUCUUCAGAUGGAUCCAGAGUAUGUGCCAAAUGAAAUGGAAGUGAGAGUUCUCUUUGGGUUGCAUCUAAUGCAGAAACGAAACAACGCUGUUAUUGAUGCCUCUCUAUUUAGCAAUAUUGCUACUAAAUGUAAAGAACUGCCAGAAUCUGCGAUUCGAGAUUUGAUAGUAGCCAGUAUUGCUGUCAAGUAUACCCAGUCAAACUCUGUUUGCUAUGCCAAGAAUGGACAGGUUAUUGGAAUUGGAGCAGGCCAGCAGUCUAGAAUUCACUGCACAAGGCUGGCAGGAGACAAGGCCAACAACUGGUGGCUUAGACAUCAUCCCAGAGUGCUUACUAUGACAUUCAAAACAGGAGUGAAAAGAGCAGAGAUCUCGAACGCUAUUGACCAGUUUGUUAGUGGAACCAUUGAGGAAGAAGACAGACCUCAGUGGGAAGCAAUGUUUGAGGUAGUGCCAGAGCUUCUAACAGCCAAUGAAAGGAAGACUUGGAUCAGCUCUCAGAAUGGAGUAGCUUUAAGCUCGGAUGCUUUUUUCCCAUUCCGUGAUAAUGUUGACAGAGCUAAGAAGAGUGGAGUUCAGUACAUUGCCGCCCCUUCUGGCUCUACUGCUGAUCAGAUUGUGAUUGAAGCCUGCAAUCAACUUGGUGUUACUCUAGUUCAUACAAACCUUCGCCUUUUUCACCACUGACUGCCAACACUGCUAAAUCAUCAUCCAUCCACUUUCCAUUCCAGAUUGCACAGAAGUGGCUUCUGUUGUUAUUUGUUUCCUCCUACAGCUUUGUAGCGACUUUGCACUUUGCUGUAUAAUUGUGGAUAACUUACUUAAGUAAAAUUUAUUUUCAUAUUGUAAAAAA
Molecule: messenger RNA, 2069 nt
Organism: Protopterus annectens (West African lungfish)
Lineage: Eukaryota; Metazoa; Chordata; Ceratodontiformes; Protopteridae
Gene: ATIC
Product: 5-aminoimidazole-4-carboxamide ribonucleotide formyltransferase/IMP cyclohydrolase
Exons: 16
Coding region: 128-1903 (591 amino acids)
Biological process (GO): 'de novo' IMP biosynthetic process
Cellular component (GO): cytosol
Molecular function (GO): IMP cyclohydrolase activity; phosphoribosylaminoimidazolecarboxamide formyltransferase activity
Source: RefSeq, a predicted model, not a curated record